This is a messenger RNA of Megalops cyprinoides (Indo-Pacific tarpon), 3094 nucleotides long. RefSeq names its product eukaryotic translation initiation factor 4A1B (gene eif4a1b). The record is from RefSeq and is a predicted model, not a curated record. Lineage: Eukaryota; Metazoa; Chordata; Actinopteri; Elopiformes; Megalopidae. The transcript has 11 exons. The coding region runs from base 94 to 1317 and encodes 407 amino acids. Gene Ontology annotation, biological process: cytoplasmic translational initiation. Gene Ontology annotation, cellular component: cytoplasmic stress granule. Gene Ontology annotation, molecular function: RNA helicase activity; translation initiation factor activity; ATP binding.
CAACUGAAUGAUGGCGUACUACUGCAAUCAAAAAGCUGCUUUAGUGACUCUUCAACUAUAUAGCACAUUUUCGCCGGGAACUCGGUCUUUGUGAUGAUGUCGGCAGAUUACGAAGAGAGACCCAGAGACAAUGGCCCCGAGGGUAUGGAGCCAGAUGGAAUCAUUGAGAGCAACUGGAAUGAGAUUGUGGACAGCUUCGAUGAGAUGAACCUGCGUGAGACUCUGCUCAGAGGAAUCUACGCAUACGGUUUUGAAAAGCCCUCUGCCAUUCAGCAGCGGGCAAUUCUCCCUUGUAUCAAGGGUUAUGAUGUGAUUGCACAAGCCCAGUCGGGCACAGGGAAGACUGCCACCUUUGCCAUCUCCAUUCUGCAGCAGAUUGAUAUCGAACUGAAGGCUACUCAGGCCUUGGUCCUGGCUCCCACCAGAGAGCUGGCUCAGCAGAUUCAGAAGGUUGUCCUGGCCCUCGGUGAUUAUAUGGGUGCAUCGUGCCACGCCUGCAUUGGGGGCACAAACGUGCGUAAUGAGGUGCAGAAGCUCCAGGCAGAGGCACCCCAUAUAGUGGUGGGCACCCCCGGCCGCGUCUUUGACAUGCUCAACCGCAAAUUCCUCUCUGCGAAGUACAUCAAGAUGUUUGUUCUGGAUGAGGCAGAUGAGAUGCUGAGUCGAGGGUUCAAGGACCAGAUCUACGAGAUUUUCCAGAAGCUUGGCAGUGACACACAGGUGGUGCUCUUGUCUGCCACAAUGCCAAAAGAUGUGCUGGAGGUCACAAAGAAGUUCAUGCGCGAACCGAUCCGUAUUCUGGUGAAGAAGGAGGAGUUGACCCUGGAGGGUAUCCGACAGUUUUACAUCAAUGUGGAGAAGGAGGAAUGGAAGCUGGACACUCUCUGUGACCUGUACGAGACCCUGACCAUCACUCAGGCUGUGAUCUUCAUCAACACUCGCCGGAAGGUCGACUGGCUCACUGAGAAAAUGCACGCGCGAGACUUCACCGUCUCUGCCCUGCAUGGAGAUAUGGACCAGAAGGAGCGGGAUCUGAUCAUGAGGGAAUUUCGCUCAGGCUCCAGCAGAGUUCUCAUCACCACUGACCUACUGGCCAGAGGAAUUGAUGUACAGCAGGUAUCCCUGGUGAUCAAUUAUGACCUACCGACCAACCGUGAAAACUACAUUCACAGGAUUGGCCGAGGGGGCCGUUUUGGCAGAAAGGGGGUCGCCAUCAACAUGGUGACAGAGGAUGACAAGCGUACGCUUCGGGACAUUGAGACCUUCUACAACACCACCGUGGAAGAGAUGCCUAUGAAUGUGGCUGACCUGAUCUAGACAUCUCACCACCCAAGACCCCCCCCUUCAACACACACACAUUGUUAAAUUUCACCAAACCCUCCCUCUAUGUACCUUACUUUUAUGAUAAAUUGGGGAAGGAGACGCGAUAAAUUAACCCUCUUGGGAUGGGGCUACAAGGCUAUAGCCCCCGCUGUUACAGUAUAGCCACUUAAUAAAAUCCGCAGUUCUCCAGACUUGUGGUGCUUGGGCCACCCUGUCCUUUUGCCCUGUUGAUUGUGGUUCAUCCAUUAUUCCAUAGCCCACUACCUGCACAGGCUUUUUGCUAAACUCUGAACACCCCCCCCUUCUGAUGCAUUAAGGUCCUGCACUUUCAGCUGUUGGAGCACUUAAACUCCAGGUGGUGCAAAGGAAAUGAACUGCAUUAUACGGCAGUAACAUCACUUCGUUGACAACACUGCUGUACCAGUGUCCCUUUUUUCUCUCCAUUUAUUAUUUUCUCAAAUGGAUAUGUUGCUGUUACAGCUCUGAAAAAAAAUGCAGUUUUGUGAUGGAACGUGAUCACUAUAAUUUUAUGAUAAUGCAGUAUGGAUGUUUUUAUAGUAUUCAAUUAAUAAAACGGUACAUUUGUAAUACCUGUUGAACUACAGCCCUUGAUAUUUAUCUUUGGCUACAUGGGACAAUAACAUGACAAGCAGUAUCAAGCUUGCCCAGAGACAUGGAGCAAAGCAUGUACAAGGCACAAUGUCCCAUGGGACAAAGCAGGUUCUAUUUUUCAACCUAAGAUUGAAUUGACAGUUGAUGCAUGUAAGAAUGGUGCAAUUCUGUGUGGUGUGUUCACAUGUAGAAAUGGAGAAUAGUUCAGUACUGAGCAGCUAUUUUUUCUAUGACUAUAUUUCAAAUAUUGAUGGUAUUAGCAAAAUAUUCAAGGAGUUUCCUGGUUUUUUUUGUGCUGGAAAAGGCUCAAGACAAAGUGCUGGAAUGUGGGUGUGAAGCAGUUGCUGAGGAUGUGCCAGUCACUUUGCCAGUGUAUCGUGUUCAUUGAUUUUAGCUGAAGCAAGAAAGUACUGAAUGGAAACUUUUUUUUUUAAUAACCAAUGUCCCAGGGUGAAAUUGAUACAGCAUUCAAUGUAAUAUUAAACUUGAUGGACUCUGCUCACUAGAGGAUAGUAUAUUUGGUGAUCCAUCUCCUGAACCAAUUUUAUCGAGGCUUUGUGGAGCAAUAUUUCUACAUGCAGUGGGAGGAUCUGGAGUUUUAUUUGGACUCAAAAGAUUUGUUGGACUUGUAUAUCAACCACGUAUGGAUAAGUAUUCCACUAAAAUACAUUUAUUUCAUGAAUUUCAAACUUUCAGUUCUUCCAAAUUUAGGCCUGUGCAUCUUUGAUCAAAUUGCAAGUGAACAAAGAAACCAUAAAUUGGUAAUUUCCCGUUUUGUAGCAAGGUUGUGCUGUUGUAUUUGUGUAUGAAUAAGGGGGGGGGGGGGGUAGCAGAGAAAUAUGAGCCAAUAAUAGGAAAGCAUAAAUCACUGUUUCCAAACUUGCUCAUGUGGUUGGAUGUUGUGCGUGUUUUGCAUUGAGGAUGAGUAUGAAACAUUGCUCAACUACAGGGCACUGUACAUGAAAUGGGGUGUGUCAUUUUUGUAACCUACCUCAGUAUGACAGGAUAUUGUAGGGGGUGUCUUCUGCUGUAAGGACCAAAUUGAACUGAGUACUGAGAGGCUGUCUGCUCAUUCUGUGUUUAGAGGAAAAUGCCUUGGAGGAGUAAAGGCUAGGGCCAGAAAGUUAGGUUUUUGUCUUUUUUUUUUAGAUUUAUUAUU